This is a messenger RNA of Condylura cristata (star-nosed mole), 1427 nucleotides long. It is a transcript of the gene NOX5, whose product is annotated as NADPH oxidase, EF-hand calcium binding domain 5. Gene Ontology annotation, molecular function: superoxide-generating NAD(P)H oxidase activity. Lineage: Eukaryota; Metazoa; Chordata; Mammalia; Eulipotyphla; Talpidae. Gene Ontology annotation, biological process: superoxide anion generation; defense response. Gene Ontology annotation, cellular component: plasma membrane; NADPH oxidase complex. The record is from RefSeq and is a predicted model, not a curated record.
AUGGCGGAGUGCUGCGGGCGAUGUCUAUGAAGCCCUUAGUCCUAGUGACGCUGUUGCUAUGGCCUUCGUUCGUGCCGGCGUUUCCAACACCAUGAGUGCCGAGGAGGGUGCUGAGAGGCUCCAGAGGGUGAAGUGCCAGUUUGAGACCAUUGCAGGAGAAGACUGAGAGGUUGACUCAGAAGAGCUGCCCUGGAUGAGAGACAGGUUGCUCCUUGGGUACCCUGGGCCUGCAUCCCACCUCCAAGCAGGUCAGGAGCAUGCUUCUGUCUCUGAUACUGGUGCCUUCCCAUCCUUGCCGUCUUUCUCUGCUGAGAGAUUCUUUACACUGUCUGACUGGGGUGGAAGUGGCUCCAUCACCCUCCGGAAGCUGCAAGGGGUGCUGAUCCUGCUCACCCACGGAGACCCGAUGGGCAAACUCAAAUUCCUUUUCCAGUCACUCCAGGCUCAGUCUGAGGCCAGCCCCUUCUGGCUUUGGGAAUUGCUCACAGCAAGACCCAGUAUUGGCUGGGUCCACUUGGCCUCCCUGACCGGGGCGGCUCUACUGCUGCUGCUGCUCAUGGGCAGCUCCAGCCCCUGCAUCCACAGGAGUGGCCACUUCAAGGCAUUCUGCUGGACCCACCUGUCCUAUCUCCCCAUGUGCAUCCUGCUUAUCUUACAUGGACCCUCUUGCCCAGGGGUCAUGCAGCUUUUGGCCUGGAGACUACUUGCACCUGAAUGUCCCCAUCAUCGCAAUGCUCCCCAGCAGAAAGAUACCAUCUUGUUACUUAUUUGGUCUUGAGGUCAGUGGGCCAACAGAUUGUAUGAGUCCUUCAAGGCAUUAGACCCAGUGGGCUGUGACCCCAAGAAGAUGUCAAGGAGCUUGAGGAUGAGAAAGAGUCAGAGGAGGCCCCAGCUAGAAGGAAGCCAGUUGACUUCCACCAGCCUGGUUGGUCUGCAGUGUCUGAAGUGUGCUCUGGGUGGCCUCUCCAGACCCUCAGGCAGCGCCUGCCUAGGACUCCUUGGGAUCCAACACUCCUCCCUCCAGCCUUCUCUCUCCUCUCCUGCUCCCAUGCUCAGCGCUUAUGGAACAGCCACAUGCAGAACCUUUGCCUCUGAGCAUGGGCCCUCCGGGGUGGGAAUAGACAUCACCCCAUUUGCGUCCAUCCCACAGAGCAUCAUGUACAGGUGGGUGGGCGUUCAUGGCCCUAUCUGCACCCUGGGUCAGUGGAGAGGGGAUAGCACAUCCGCCCCAGUGGCCAGCGGUCCUGGAGAGAGGGCAGCCAGGACCACACAUGAAGCUCCACGAGGAUCCUCUGAACUGAGGGGCUCCACCCCAGUGGGCUUCAUCUGGAUCCACUGAGAUGAGACACAAUCUUUUGGGUGGUUUGUGAGCCUCCUUACCAGACUGGAGUAGGACCCAGAUAGGAGACUGAAGAGGGUCGGAGGCG